Gossypium arboreum is the source of this 2206-nucleotide messenger RNA. RefSeq names its product D-xylose-proton symporter-like 3, chloroplastic. Gene Ontology annotation, molecular function: transmembrane transporter activity. Gene Ontology annotation, biological process: transmembrane transport. NCBI's taxonomy places the organism in Eukaryota, Viridiplantae, Streptophyta, Magnoliopsida, Malvales, Malvaceae. The coding region runs from base 136 to 1821 and encodes 561 amino acids. The transcript has 15 exons. The record is from RefSeq and is a predicted model, not a curated record. Gene Ontology annotation, cellular component: membrane.
AAUUAAAUAAAAAUCAAAUAAUGAAACGUAAAAAAAAAAAAAAACUAAAACUAAAACUAAAACAGGAAGAAGAUAAAAGCGGGAAAAUUUCCUGCCAACCGUCAGAUUUUUCUUUUUUUUUUUUUUUCUCUUUCAAUGGCUUGCAGUGCCACUACUCAGCCUCUGUUGAACUUUGAACUCUCACACUCACAUCAACCAAAGAGACCUUACUCUCUCCCUUUAUGUUCCUUCAUUAAAAAGCCAAGACUUUCUCCAAAGCCCUUUUUCUCUCAAUCCAAAGAUUACACCAAGAUCAACAUUUUUUCAAGCCCAUCGCUGUUUUCUAGGCAGAAACCCGGAUCCCAUGUUGCUGCCCAGAGUGGUUAUUCUUCAGGAGAAGAAGCAGAGUCACUUUUACCUGACUCAGCUUACCAAGAGCCUUUUUCUUGGUCUUCAGUGAUUUUUCCAUUUUUGUUUCCAGCUCUGGGAGGGUUAUUAUUUGGCUAUGACAUUGGUGCCACCUCUGGUGCUACAAUCUCUUUGCAGUCACCUGAGCUUAGUGGAACUACUUGGUUCAAUCUCUCAGCUAUUCAGCUGGGUCUAGUGGUCAGUGGCUCGCUUUAUGGGGCCCUUCUCGGUUCCCUCCUUGUCUAUCCAAUUGCAGAUUCCCUAGGAAGGAGGAGGGAACUCCUCAUUGCUGCUUUACUAUAUGUGCUUGGUGGUGUGCUGACUGCUUUUGCUCCAGGCCUUAGUGUUCUCUUAGUAGGACGGCUACUGUAUGGCCUGGGUAUUGGAUUAGCCAUGCAUGGGGCUCCGCUCUACAUAGCAGAAACUUGCCCGUCUCAGAUACGUGGUACACUAAUAUCUCUAAAGGAACUAUUUAUAGUUCUGGGAAUUUUGUUGGGGUAUUUUGUGGGAAGCUUCCAAAUCAAUGCUGUUGGGGGAUGGCGAUACAUGUAUGGGUGUAGUGCCCCAGUCGCAUUAUUGAUGGGACUAGGAAUGUGGAGUCUCCCACCAUCACCACGUUGGUUAAUUCUCAGAGCGGUUCAAGGUAAAGGGUCUUUACAAGAACUCAAAGAGAAGGCCAUCCUUGCCCUAAGCAAACUUCGGGGUCAGGCUCCGGGUGAUGCAGCAUCUGAGAAACAAAUAGAAGAUACCCUAAUCUCAGUGAAGUCUGCCUAUAUGGAACAGGAAUCUGAAGGAAAUAUCUUGGAGGUAUUUCAGGGGCCAAGUUUGAAAGCCUUCAUAAUUGGUGGAGGUUUAGUCCUUUUUCAACAGAUAACUGGCCAACCAAGUGUUUUGUAUUAUGCUGGUCCAAUUCUACAGAGUGCUGGAUUCUCUGCAGCUGCUGAUGCUACCCGCCUUUCUGUUGUUGUAGGUUUGUUCAAGUUACUGAUGACUUGGAUAGCUGUUGCAAAAGUUGAUGAUCUUGGUAGAAGGCCUUUGCUGAUUGGAGGUGUUGGUGGGAUUGCUCUUUCCUUGUUUCUGCUCUGUGCUUAUUACAAAUUUCUUGGAGAAUUCCCUUAUGUUGCUGUAGCUGCUCUACUUCUCUAUGUCGGUUGCUAUCAGAUAUCUUUUGGGCCUAUCAGUUGGCUGAUGGUGUCUGAAAUUUUCCCUCUGAGAACAAGAGGGAAAGGGAUUAGUCUUGCAGUUCUCACUAACUUUGGUUCAAAUGCUAUAGUCACCUUUGCAUUCUCACCAUUGAAGGAGCUGCUAGGGGCAGAAAAUCUUUUCCUUCUUUUUGGUGGUAUUGCUCUGAUAUCACUUUUGUUUGUGGCCCUCUACGUCCCGGAGACUAAAGGUUUGAGUUUGGAAGAGAUUGAAUCCAAGAUCUUGAAGUGAAAAGCUCCAUGAUCCCUACCGUUGGUCAACAUAUCAGUGAAGACGGAAACAUGGUUGAAAAUAGUGAAGUGGUUUAUGAGUUGGAACCAUUUUGAGGAGUUGACAAAAGGUGGUUGGUUUUCAGUUUUCACUUCGGGCAUCUUGUAAAGUUUGGGGUAUACCCUAGACUUCAUAUAUUUGCUAUAUCGAUUAGACCUCAACCGAUAAGAAAAAAACCCCUCAUUUGAACAAGAAGGUAUUUUGUUUGUCUCAUUGAUUGGCGUAGCGAAGCAUUUUAUUUUGGGUUGGAGUUCAUUUGCCUUGUAAACUAAAGGGAGUACUAUAUUUUACAAAAUUUCAUUUGCCUUAUAGAUUAAAGGGUCGAAGGAGCAUUUUAUUUUUCAAA